AUGCUGACAAAAAGGGCAAAGAUGCGGCUUCUAAGACGAAAGCUGCUGCCGAGAAAUCUCAAAGCGAUUCGAAAGGAAAAAGUGCAGCUGCAUCGGCUUCAUCGAAGCGUGAGGAGGCUCGUAGCAGUGAUCGGAAGAGGGAUGAGAAGGACAAGCGCACAUCGACCAGCGAUAGACGUGACAAUGAGAGGACCGUCAAGAACAUCGGACGCUAAACGAGAUGCUGCACGUAGAUCGACCGUUCGUGAUGCUCGCAGAGGUGCUCAAAGAACUAUUUCCGCUGCACGUCGUUUCACAGGACGUGGUGCUUCCUCGUACUCUCUUCGUGGACGUGUUACACGUCCGGGUGAGAGAGCUGCCUAUAUGUCUUCGGUUCGUCGCCCGGAGGCAAUGAGUCAACGUGAUCUGCUAACAAUGCUUCGGCACAAAGAGGAAGAACAUCGUCGUCGAGAAGCGGAAAUUGAAAAAGAACGUGCUCUUGAGAGGGAACGGGAACGUAUACGCUUUGAACGUGAGCAGCUUGAAAAGGAGCGUCUGCAGCUGCAAUUGCAAGCAGCGCUUCAACAGCAGAAACUUGCUGCUAUGGGUUCAUCGCGUACGAAAGACAGUUAUGCUUCGUCCAGCCGAGGAUCUCGACACGCCGAUUAUCGCUCAUCUCGUGAAGGGAGAAGUGAGAAGAUCAGUUCUUCAUCAUCUCACCAUCGUUCUGCAGGUGAAAGCCGUCAUGGCGAAUCACGUUCGCACCGUGGAAACAGCGACAGGUCAGAUCGUGAUCGCUCGGAGCACAAAUCAUCGGGAGCAAGUCGUGAACGUGGUCGGCAUGAGUCGUACGGUUCGUCAAGCCGCUCGGCAAGACCUUCAUCAUACUCGUCUAGUGCAAAGGAAUACGACCGCGGAGCCACCUACAGCAAUGGAAGAGGAAGUUCGUCGUAUUACGGUACCAGUAGAGAUGCUUACAGCUCCGCCACAAGAGCUAGCGGUUGGGCAUCGUUUGGCACUAGUGGAACGUCAAGCGGUGUACGCUACGACUAUGACAAAUAUCAGCGUUUCUGA
Molecule: messenger RNA, 1053 nt
Organism: Cooperia oncophora
Lineage: Eukaryota; Metazoa; Nematoda; Chromadorea; Rhabditida; Trichostrongylidae
Source: the annotation of a GenBank genome assembly